Drosophila eugracilis is the source of this 443-nucleotide messenger RNA. It is a transcript of the gene Spase12, whose product is annotated as signal peptidase complex subunit 1. NCBI's taxonomy places the organism in Eukaryota, Metazoa, Arthropoda, Insecta, Diptera, Drosophilidae. The record is from RefSeq and is a predicted model, not a curated record. Gene Ontology annotation, cellular component: endoplasmic reticulum membrane; signal peptidase complex. Gene Ontology annotation, biological process: protein targeting to ER. The coding region runs from base 90 to 383 and encodes 97 amino acids. The transcript has 3 exons.
GCAACGGUCACACUAUUUAUAUGCUGACGUGCCGCAAACCGAAUUGUUUACGUGAAAAUUGAUAAUUUGAAAGGAUAAAUUAUCUCAAAAUGCUGGAUAUUCAGACACAUAUGGACUUUGCUGGUCAGGGAAAGGCGGAGCGUUGGUCCCGCUUUAUCAUCACAUUCUUCGGAGUCGUUGGACUGAUUUACGGAGCAUUUGUGCAGCAAUUUUCGCAAACGGUUUACAUUCUGGGAGCCGGAUUUGUGCUCUCCUCCUUGAUUACCAUUCCACCCUGGCCCUUGUACCGUCGCAACGCCCUGAAAUGGCAAAAGCCCAUCGAUACGGAUGCUAAGUCCUCCAGUUCCGAGUCCGGUGACGAGGGCAAGAAGAAGAAGAAGUAGUCUUAGCCAACAAUAACGUGUAUUUCUCACUAUCCAAUAUAAAUACUUAGAAAAACUAAA